CGAAAAGAAUGCGCUAUGCAUUUUCCAAAAAAAGUUUCAGCAUUGAUCAGAGUCGUCUGUUUCUACUUCUACGUGGAGAAUUUCGUUUAAUUUUGGUUUCGUUUUCCGAACUGCGAAUUCGACUGCCUCCCCUUGAGUGAAUGCUGUGCAAUCCAUCUCCAGCCCCUCCUCUCCCCACCCCUAUGUUUUCCAUCUUAUUCAUUCAUUUGCGGAACCUGACUUUCGACUAUGAAAGUUGGCUCGCUCCCGAAAAACGGUGUUUGUCGUCAUCAGCCUACGAGCGGGACGGGAAUGAUGAUAAUUCUACUUCAUCAAUUCACUAGAGUAGGAGCAGAAACAAGCUAGCAGUAGCAGUUGCGCCGGCGCGCAACUUCUCCUCCUUGUCCCAUAAUAGGUCAGAUAACUGGCAGCCAUUUUGCCAGAUGAGUAUAUGUACGGUGGCCAAAGAGUACGGAGUUUUCGGAAUAUUUUCGCCGAUACAAUAAACAACUUUGACGAGAUUCUGUGCGGUGGGCAAGUCAAGGGUUUAAUGGAUCUUUUGGAAACCGUUUGCUGAGUCAACGUUACUCGUGAUUUUUUUCAUAUUAUUGUUUUACAAAGUGUAGUGCGGAGGAAUACAAUAUUUCCAGCUCUGGCGUUUCCGUCGUGAAGUGUUGGGAUUUGAUCUCUCGUGAUGGCAAUAGAGACUGUGCACUUUAAUGUCUAUUUGUGAGAAUUUUCAUUCUUUCCUGUCCCUCACUACUAAAUUUAUAUUAGAACUUCUGCACCUCUGAGGAUAAAUUAAAAAAUUACAAAUAUGGGAAAUGCUGCAGCUGCUAAAAAAGGUGAUCCAGCUGAAAACGCAGGGAACAACAAUACACAGUUUGACAUGCCUCAAGACAAGAAAGACUUAUCCACAGAAACACAGUUAAAAAUUUUUCUUGAAGAAGCAAGGAAAGAUUUUGAAGAAAAAUGGAGCAAUCCAAGUAAGAAUACUGCCUCUUUAGAAGAUUUUGAUCGAAUUAAAACACUAGGAACGGGAUCAUUUGGUCGUGUAAUGUUGGUAAUGCACAAAUCAUCUAAAGACUAUUUUGCAAUGAAAAUUCUUGACAAGCAAAAAGUUGUUAAAUUAAAGCAAGUAGAACAUACAUUGAAUGAAAAAAAAAUUCUUCAAGCUGUCAGUUUUCCAUUUCUUGUGAAACUAGAGUAUCAUUUUAAGGACAGUUCUAAUUUGUACAUGGUUCUUGAAUAUGUUCCUGGUGGUGAAAUGUUUUCACACCUUCGGAGAAUAGGUCGAUUCAGUGAACCUCAUUCAAGGUUUUAUGCUGCACAAAUAGUUCUUGCAUUUGAGUAUCUGCAUAGUUUAGAUCUGAUUUAUCGGGAUUUAAAACCUGAAAACCUAUUAAUUGAUCAGCAAGGCUACAUUAAAGUGACAGAUUUUGGUUUUGCCAAGAGAGUUAAAGGUAGGACAUGGACCCUCUGUGGCACUCCAGAAUACCUAGCACCAGAAAUUAUCCUUAGCAAGGGUUAUAAUAAGGCUGUUGACUGGUGGGCAUUAGGUGUGCUGGUAUAUGAAAUGGCUGCAGGUUAUCCUCCAUUUUUUGCAGAUCAACCUAUCCAAAUUUAUGAAAAAAUUGUUUCUGGAAAGGUUCGUUUCCCAUCUCAUUUUACGUCAGAUCUGAAGGAUCUGCUAAAAAAUCUGUUGCAAGUUGAUCUGACCAAGCGUUAUGGCAACCUAAAAAAUGGAGUAAAUGACAUUAAAAACCAUAAAUGGUUUGCUACUACAGAUUGGAUAACAAUAUUCCAAAAGAAGGUUGAAGCUCCUUUCAUUCCAAAAUGCAAAGGACCUGGUGACACCAGUAAUUUUGACGAUUAUGAAGAAGAGGCACUGCGCAUAUCAUCCACGGAAAAGUGUGCCAAGGAAUUUGCUGACUUUUAGUGUUUUGCAUCUGUUUUACACUCCCUGUUGUGGAGUCUACAUUGUAGCCCUUUUCAGCUGGGCAUAAAAUAAUUAAUGAGGGAGAAGAGCAUUAUGUGUUGCCAAUGGUAGCUCUUAAAAAUAAUGCACAGAAAGAAAAAGAACUAUUUAUACAAGCAAAAAUCCCUAAAUUGACCUCUUUCUGCCAUUACUGUGUAAGGAGAAUUACUAAACAUUUGACAAUUGUGCUGCUUGCUGAUAUUUAAAAAGUAUAAAGACCAAAUGAACAUUUUUAUCUGAUCUAAUUUUAUUGACAUGAGAGAUCUUUUAUUUAAAGACAAAAAGCGAGAGAGAGAAAACAUAUGCGUGUGUGUGUGAGUGUCUGUUGUAAAAUGCAUGUUUUACAUAGCACCAUUAUGUUUGUCUGGUUGGUUGCCUAAUUCAUUCCGAGUUUUAAUUUAAAACUUGGCGUUGUACCUUUGUUUAAUUUUAUUGUUAUUUACUUCAAUCACCUGUUACAAUGUUAACUUGCUGAAAAUACAGAGCUGCAUUCGUCUCUGUAUAUAGUGUACAGCAUUACCACAGGAUUUGUAGGGUAAUAGACUCUUCAAACAUGACGUUCCAUCCGUGUGCCCAGUUGAGAAGACAGCUGUAUAUUUGUCUCUUGCUUAUUGCAACAGACUUUGUGGGCAAACUGAACAUUUUAUUUUGUAGCUUUAGAAAUUUUGUAUUAAAAAGUUUAUUGGUGUAAAACUACAAUAUGAAAUCAAGAUUAUAUGGGGGAUUGGUGAGUAACAACAUAAAACAGCAGUACGAUCAUUCAUUUUUCCACAUACUGUUAAUGCUGGCACAGAAGAUGGUUCUGAUAUCUUCCUAUUGCUAAGAGGCACAUUUCUUCAUUAGCUGCUGUACAUAGUUUUAAGUUUCAUGCUUUAGCCAAAGUUUUUAAUACCAAAUUAUGUGUUAAGAUGCCUUGUCAUUUAUUGCCUUGAAAUACCCUCAGGUCCUUCUAGCAUUUCAUUUUUUUUUUUUUUCAUAGACAUGGCUUUUAUCAGCGCUUAGUGUGAUAGUGUUAAUAUAUGUGAUUCCACUUUCUUUAUCAGUUUUCCUAUGAGGGGAGGGAAAUAAAGCAUUAAAGUAUUUAUGGUGACCAUGCCUUAUAUUCUAAUAGAUAUAUUUUAGCAUGGACCAUCGAUUCCAUUUAAAUUACAUAAGCCAUGAAUUAUAUAUUGAUCACUGGAAGUUGAUUUCUUCUAUUUUGGGAAGAAAGAGUAGCUAUAGAUAUCUUUUUCAUUGUGCAACCACAGAUCUGUAAAGUAUUUAAGGUAUACAUAUUAUAUGUGCUAAGAAGUAUUUUAGUUGAUGUGUGAAUUUGGGUGGUGGCCAGUGAAAAUUGAAACAAACUAGUCGGAAAAUAGAAGUCAGUUGCAUGAGCUGAAGCUCUCGUCUGUAUAACUCAUUGCCAUGUAUAUUUGUUAAUUCGUGUUUAAAGUUCUUGUAUUAAAGAUUCUUAUGCUAAACAUUGUUUUGAUAUUUCAUGUGUUAUGCAUUGUUUAUAAAUUAAAAUAUAAUUUAUAGAGAAGCAAUA
Uloborus diversus is the source of this 3485-nucleotide messenger RNA. RefSeq names its product cAMP-dependent protein kinase catalytic subunit 1 (gene Pka-C1). The transcript is spliced from 11 exons. Gene Ontology annotation, molecular function: cAMP-dependent protein kinase activity; ATP binding. Gene Ontology annotation, cellular component: cAMP-dependent protein kinase complex; nucleus. The record is from RefSeq and is a predicted model, not a curated record. The coding region runs from base 797 to 1918 and encodes 373 amino acids. NCBI's taxonomy places the organism in Eukaryota, Metazoa, Arthropoda, Arachnida, Araneae, Uloboridae. Gene Ontology annotation, biological process: peptidyl-serine phosphorylation.